Ilyonectria robusta is the source of this 855-nucleotide messenger RNA. RefSeq lists its product as uncharacterized. Gene Ontology annotation, molecular function: zinc ion binding; oxidoreductase activity. Bases 1 to 855 code for a protein of 284 amino acids. The transcript is spliced from 3 exons. NCBI's taxonomy places the organism in Eukaryota, Fungi, Ascomycota, Sordariomycetes, Hypocreales, Nectriaceae. Gene Ontology annotation, cellular component: mitochondrion. The record is from RefSeq and is a predicted model, not a curated record.
AUGCGUAUGCCAAGACCUUUCAUGGGAAAUGCCAUUCCUGGGGCGGACUUUGUUGGCCAGGUUGUUCAGACUGGGCCGUCUAUACCCUCCUGUUCCAAUGUGCGCGUGGGCAUGACUGUCUGUGGCACCAUUCCCACCAUGCAGAUCUUCUCUGGCGGUGGCACGCUGGCCGAAUAUCUCAUCCUGCCGGCGCACAUGGUUGUGGAGAAGCCACUGACCCUGGAAGACGGCGCCGCGGCUGCUCUUGUGGGGGUUCCCGGGCAGACGACCGCCAUCGUGAUGCGUGCCACCGAGUUCCGCAAGGGGGACAGGGUUCUUGUGAAGGGUGCUAGCGGGGGUGUGGGUAGCGUUCUGGUGCAGGUGCUUCGAUCAACCGGCGUUCAUGUCACUGCAAUAUGUUCUGGCAAGAAUGAGGCCAUGGUCCGGCGGCUCGGCGCUGAAGAGGUCAUCGACUACACCGCCCACAAGUCACUAUACGACCAUCUGAUUACGACAUACAAAGAUAAUCCCUUCGACACUAUCAUUGACUGCAUCGGAGACGAGACCCUCUACAAGAAAUGCCCCGGAUACCUCAAGCCAGACGGCAAAUUCCUCUCCAUCGCCGGCGGUCUGAUGACUGGCAUAAAAUUCAAAAUGCUUCCAGCUAUGCUUGGGGGUACGAAACGAACCUACUUGCACGUCAUGAACGCACCAUCUGGCACGGGUGCGAAGGAGGUUGCGGGCUGGGUUGACAAGGGGUGGAUCAAGCAGGUUACGAUCGACUCGACUUUUGACAUGGAAAAUGCCAUAGAGGCAUAUGAGAAACUAGCAUCGAAGCGCGCAGCAGGCAAAAUCCUUAUCAAGGUUGGAAACUAA